GCUCCUUCCGCCUUCCCGGCAGGCCCCGCGCGGCGCUUGCGUGCUCAGUGACCUUUCCGAGUCAUCAGCUGUGAGUUAGGGCUAGCUGAGCCGCUAGUUUUUCGCCGAGAUGCUUCAAAGCUUUAUUAAGAAUGUUUGGAUCCCCAUGAAGCCCUACUAUACCCAAGUUUACCAGGAGAUUUGGGUAGGAACGGGGCUGAUGGCUUUUAUCGUUUAUAAGAUCAGGAGUGCUGAUAAAAGAAGUAAAGCCUUGAAAGCUUCCAGUCCUGCGCCUGCUCAUGGGCAUCAUUAACGAGCUCUCCUUGGAUGGGACAUCAGUCUGGCUGUGCUGUGGGAACGUGGGACAUCGUGUUGACUUGCAGCAGUGCCCCUGCCCUUGGACAUGAAUAAACGUACCUGUGAGACGCA
This is a messenger RNA of Balaenoptera ricei (Rice's whale), 408 nucleotides long. RefSeq names its product ATP synthase membrane subunit j (gene ATP5MJ). The transcript is spliced from 4 exons. The record is from RefSeq and is a predicted model, not a curated record. The coding region runs from base 110 to 292 and encodes 60 amino acids. Lineage: Eukaryota; Metazoa; Chordata; Mammalia; Artiodactyla; Balaenopteridae. Gene Ontology annotation, cellular component: mitochondrion.